Messenger RNA from Galendromus occidentalis (western predatory mite), 1365 nucleotides. RefSeq lists its product as uncharacterized. The transcript is spliced from 8 exons. Bases 1 to 1365 code for a protein of 454 amino acids. Lineage: Eukaryota; Metazoa; Arthropoda; Arachnida; Mesostigmata; Phytoseiidae. The record is from RefSeq and is a predicted model, not a curated record.
AUGCAGCCUUUCGCAUUCGCUUUCAUCCUUCUAUGCGCUUCGAAUUUUAUGGGCGGCUCCGACUCCGAUCCUCGAGGCCUUAUGAGAGGACACGGCUCGCUCCUUCUCGGUGCGUUGCUCGCUCGAUCCGUCGUCUACUUUUUGUCCUUCGUACAGUACAAUGACUAUGCGCCUGGGGUCCCGAGGAACUGCCGCUGUGACGGUACGAAUGAUGCAUCGACAGUGUUGAGCGGAGUCGUCAAGUGGUUUUAUUCGAAAUGGGCGGAAAGUCUCGAGUUGAGAAAGAUCGUGAGUUCUGAAAUCAAGAAUGAGCUGUCGAAACAGAUUUUGAAACUCCGCCUCUUUGACUUCAAUUUCGGGGAACUGAGGCGUAUCGCCCUUAGCGCAAUGCAAGUGCGCAACGUGGAAACACAUGCUGACACCCAGCGACUGAAGAGUUUUUCAAUGGAUUUCAAAAUUGACUUCGAAGGCAGCCUGUCAUUGACGAUCGCCGGCAUAAGGCAAAUCAAAAUCGAACUCAAUCUGCUGAAGUUCGAGGGUAUGGCUCGCCUACACGUGGGGCGCGAUCCUUGUCCGCACUUCUAUGUUUCGUUCCAUUCGAUGCCGCUCUAUGUCAUGCCGACGAGGUCUUCCAUGAAGGGAACCCGCAGAAUCAUUAGAGCAGCCGCGAGGCGAGCCAUGCAGACAGUACUCAGAAGGGCUGCCAUCCUGCCGAAAUUUCGUCCCAUAUAUGUUUCCCCCUUAGGGAACUCGAAAUUGUUCGCGACGCGAUGCUGCCUUGCGUGGAGCAGGGACAUGAUCGAAUCUUCUUUGCUCAUAAGUGUUGAUCGUUGUUGGAAUGUCACACCUGCGCCGAACUCGAAGCUCCAAGUGCUUUUGCAACUCUCCUCGACCCCUUUAUUUGACCUCAGUCAAGCGAUAUUCAAGCCUCCGAUCAGUUUCCAUCUGAAGGCCUUCAUUUCCGAUGUUUCACCUCUCGGCAUCGUCUUGGGCGCACUCAUGGCGGACGACGGUGAGGCUGUGGAGAUUCUGAAAAUUGCCAAGGGUUCUCGGUUCGAAGACAUCCUCGAGCCGAAGGACCGAAUUCAAACGGUUAACGGGAAACCCGUCUUGAUAUCCCAGAAUUCCGACAGCGAACUGCUGAGCUUUGCCGCGAUCCCCCUGAGCCUAGUCCUGUCGAACUGCUGCAGAACGCUCUCUGGGCGAACGUCUCAAAUCGUGCCUCUGCUCAAUCCACACAUUGCUUGCUGGAGCUUUAGACCCGGAACGGAAAUCGAAAAACUAUUCGGAAACUCCGAGUUCGAUCCUCGUUGGUGCCACGGAGAGAUCGAGAUGACUUUCUCUUGGAAAGCGAUUGCCAUCUAG